UCCCACUGGAGUCCCACCAUUUGUUUGCCGGUGUUACUAUCAUUUCAGAUUACCUGAGGCCCCCCUCAGAUAUUCUCUUCUUUGAUUAUCCACAUUCGCGAUCUUUUCACUUUACAUCCUCAUCCGGUCACAUCCUUUAACACCCUUGACCGCGUAACCACACCUUCUUACCCAACUGACCAUACAUAAACAUGACUGAAAUCCGUGAUGCCGAUGCCAAAGAGGGCACACCUUUUGCUGCUUUUAAUACUCCAGUUACUGUUACCCCUGCCAAGUACCGACCUACUUGGCCAAAGCUGCAGCCAGAAGAGUACACCGUGACUGCGACUCCCACUACUUCUACUGCUUUCACUUCUUCUACUAGACCUGCUGCUGCCACUGUUCUGGCUGCACCUGGCGCAACUCCUGCUCAAGCUGGCUAUCAGUGCUGCACCGGACCCAAACUUCACCUGAGCUGCUCCUCCAGCGGACCAUACAUUGGCGUUAUCCCUGCUCCCACUUACUGCCCAAAGGCUGCAGGAUUCCCUGGCCAUUGUGUCUGCCGCCCUGUAAAUGUGUCUGACCCUGUUAUACCUAAGCCUUAUCACCCCGACGUUUUCGAAGUGAACAAGCCGAUGGCGGUUUCUGCUGCCUCUAGCUCCGGAAAGCUAAUGUACCAGGUCCCAUACCUUGUUGAGGAAGACCGCAAGUUCUGGUUUCACGCGCCCAAUGGUGAUUGUAUGCACCUCACUGUCAAGCAAAUCGCUGAGACACAGUGUGCCGGUCACUGGGCAAACACUUGUACUGGCCAGCCUUACUAUGUGUGUUUGCCAAAGGACAGGAUCAGGUAUGAUGCUAAGGAUUUCAAUGCAGUCUUUCAGAUGAGCGGGCUCAGUCAUAUUGAAUUUCACAAGCGCUACCAGCCUUUCUGAUUUGCGAAUGCAAUACCUGCUUUUGCUGACUUGCUGGACUGGUCUGGUGCAGGAGAUAAGUGGUGGUUCGAUGUUCGCUGGAUACUACGCACGUUUUGCAAUUUGGCCGUGGUGUGGGCAUAUUGGAUGGUGAAUACGAUGGAGGUUCUGGGAUGGCGACAGCUUAGUUGUACCUGGUGUACUUACUCAAUGGAACUCCCUUCUCUAACUA
This is a messenger RNA of Aspergillus caelatus, 1122 nucleotides long. RefSeq lists its product as uncharacterized. The transcript is spliced from 4 exons. The record is from RefSeq and is a predicted model, not a curated record. Bases 192 to 911 code for a protein of 239 amino acids. NCBI's taxonomy places the organism in Eukaryota, Fungi, Ascomycota, Eurotiomycetes, Eurotiales, Aspergillaceae.